GCGCUGCACGACUGGACCUAAAAAUACAAGAAAAUUAGGUCAAGAAAUAUAACUACGGUAACUCCAGGUAUUGCACAUUGUAUUUAAAGUAUUUAUUGACACAAUUAUGGAAGAACUUAUAAAAAAGACAGAAACAAUGCUAAGAGCCGUGCUCAUUAGCAGYCCUCGAGGGGUUCCUCUYUAUCGCCUUGACAGAGARUACAGAAGCAUAACAUUUGAGCCUAUUCCGUACUCGAAAUGUGGCUUUAAAACCUUGGAGGAUUUCAUAAGAAGYAUACCAAAGGUUGCAAGAAUAGAGACCGAUCGUGAUGGCGAUACUGUAGUAAAAGGAGUCCCGUCAGAAGCUGAUCAGCAUGUAGCAAAGUUGAUCGCAAAGCAGAAGAAACCAAAGAUCAAAAAAUCUGCGUCUCGCCCUGCACGAMGACCAAUGGCUUCAUCUCUAAGGUUCAGUUCUCCAGCUAAAUUCUCGACUAGUAAAUUCGGUCCAAGGUCCACAAAGCCAUCAAUUCCUAUGGCAAAGCAAUUGCCAUCAUUCASCUCUGCUUCWUCAAAUAGYAGAAAUCAGUACUCGGCACCAAGAUUUAUUCCUCCUCGSCUUGCAAGGAAAGCUUUUGGUGAYAUGCAUACUUCAAAUAUGCAAGUUUCUUCUGGCUCACAAAGAAAGGUUACAGUUGUUCCGCAAACAGAUUCCUCAGGGCCAAAAAGAUUAGUGACUCUGACUUCACAGUCAGUUCCYGAAGAAAAACCUGUGAAACCAAAUCCAAAACCACCUAGCUCAAAAAGAACUGUUAAACCUAAAGGCAUUAAUUUUACUGGAAUGGAAAUAAGCUUUUCAAGAACACCUCCCCAGUCUCCAGUAACUAACGAUCCAGGCCAAUCACUGAGGACACCUCCACAAUCUCCAGUAACUAGAGAAACCAGCCAAUCACUAAGUCCUGAGGUACUAGAGAGGAUUGCAAGUAUUGCAGGAAACAAUGUCAAUGGUUUUUUCCUGGCAAGAUUACCUGUUGUUUAUAAAGAAAAAUACCAUAAAGAGCUUCCUAGUAACAUUGCGGAAUUGCUCUCUAACUACCCUCAUAUUGUACACUUAGAAAAAUUGGGCAAAAUUUAUAUUGCUUAUCCACCUAAAGUUAAAAAAUCUCAAUCWCCUCAAGAUGCUUCAAAUAAUAAAGCUGGAGAACCAACAGAAACUAAACAAACUCUUUAUAAAGUAGACAAACCAGAAGAUACUAAACCGAAAAGAAAAGUUAUAGAAUUGUAUACGGUCACACCAUACACAGUGCCAGCUUUAGGUGUUCCUGUCCAAGUGUAUGUUUCGUACAUUGAAAGUGUCAGUCAUUUUUAUGUUCAGUAUAAAGAAAAUGAAACUGAACUUGAUGCAUUACAACAAAGAUUGUAUGAUGAUAUGAAGGACUCAUCUGAAUAUGUCUCAUCACCAGUACGAGGCAUGCAUUGUUGUGCACRGUUCACUGAAGACAAUWCCUGGUAUCGAGGACAAGUACUGGAAUGUAUCGAAGAMAACACCACUAAAUCUGUCCAUAUAUUUUAUGUAGACUUUGGAAACUCAGAAUGGUUACCUCACACCAGAUUAAGAUAUUUAAAAAAAGAACAUGUUGAAUUGCCUAAAAUAGCUGUGCAUUGUAGUUUACGGGGAAUUACUGAAGAUGAUGAUGCCGCAGUGCAAAGAUUUACAAAUAUGUUGGAUAAAGAGUCAACAAUGACAGUUAUAGAACGAGUUGGUGAAGUACUAUUUGUACAGCUGACAGAUGAUAAUGGUGUUAAAAUAUCAGCAACGUACAAAGAUCAACAACCACAGGAACAAACAAACCAACAAACACAGAAAAACACAGACCAACAAACACAGAAAAACACAGACCAACAAACACAGAAAAACACAGACCAACAAACACAGAAAAACACAGACCAACAAACACAGGACAAAACAGAUCACCAAAUACAGAGAAAUGGAGAUGAACAACCUCAAAGAGAAACAGAACAACUCCCCAGUAAUAAAGACAAGACAUCAACAGACCCUACCCUUGAUAGCAGUAUAAGUAUUGGUGAGUUGUAUGCUAUCAAAUCCAGUGAGCUCCACUCAGAAGACCAGUACUACAGAGUGAAGGUGCUGUCAAUCACUGAUGACCAGGCCUUGUUGGAAUUUGUUGAUUAUGGUGAUACCAGGAAGGCCCCAUUAUCUGGACUCCAAAGACUACCAUCUCGCUUCCUUGAAUUGCCAAUGCAGGCCUUUACAAUCUCUCUUCAUGACAUACCAAAGACAAAGAAACCACAAGUUCUUGAYAAAUUGAAGCAUUAUCUAUUAGGCAAGGCUUUGGUUGCCGAGGUGUUUCACAGAGCUCAAAGUAAGUUGGACGUGGAAAUCUUUGAUACAUCAACGGACCAGGACCUCAACAUUAAUGAUGUGAUWAGGUCUCUUAUAAUACCUGAUGAAGACCUUGUACCAGCUUUACCCAAGGCCAAAGAAUGUCAACUACAUGGUAUUGAAAAAGAUUCUUGGAGUGAAGAAAAAACAGCCAAAAUGAAUGAGUUGAUCUCUGAAGAUGUAAUYCUUGAGGUAACCAARCAUGACGCAAUACCAACUGUCAAGAUUUACCUGACGACGGAAGAUAACGUACAAAUCAAUAUUGUGGAUUAYGUCAUGGAUGAGCUGUCAACAUCCAAGAGUGAUAGCUCCCUUGGUUCAGCCGAACCCGACCAAACAGAGAAAGAAUCUUCAUCUCAAGACGACGAUCAAGAUGACUCAACACCAGACCUUCCCCCACCAAUUAAGCUAUCACGGCCAUGGGUGGAUGUGACUAUAUCUGAUGUCAUAGAUCCUGGUCACUUCAUGUUUCAGCCAUUGGAGAUGAUAAAGCAGUUAGAAGAACUAAACAAGAAAAUGACAGAACAUUACAAGUUACAUAAGAUUUUUUUUGUUUACUUUAUUUUGCAGAUUUGCGUGCUUUUUAUUGACUACGGAAACCUUGGAAUUCAUCCAUCAAAAGAUUUCCGAGUUCUUUCUGAUGAAUAUAAACAAAUGGCUGCUGUGGCUGUUAAAGGCAGUUUAGCUGGCGUUCAUCCAAUCAGCGACUCAGGACAGUGGUCUGACAACGCUAAAAAAAGAUUCGAGGAACUGACUUUAUGGAAAAUGCUUGUAGCAUCAGUGGAUGGAGAUCAGUAUUUUUAUGAUUUCAGAGAAGAUUUAAAAGUUCCUCUAAAUCUCUUCGACACGUCAAUCAACGAUGAUGAUUUAAACAUUGCUGAUGUCUUGCUUAAUGAAAAUUUUGCAUCAAAACAAUAAAAUACAUCUAUUUGAUGCUGUAUGUCAGCUGGGAUGUGGAGAGAAGAGUUCUACCGAACAUUACAAAAUAGAAAUGAACGUGAAGUGCCUACAGAUGAAAAUUGAUUUAAAAAAUAAGGAAAAGAUAGCUGCAAAAASUUAACAAAGAUGCACUGCAAGCACGCGAGUAGAAGCACUGAAUAGCGAUGGAMAAAUGGCUGGGAAUUGAAUGGGAAUGGGAAUUGAAUGGAGKAAGAAAGAACAGGGAUCAGGGUAAACAGACGACCUGAGAAACAUUUAGGACUACAGGAAGCCCUGUUCAACCCAGCCUUUAGAAUAAGCUGACAUCGAAUGGAUAAAAGACCGCAAAAUGAAAUAAUGGGAAUUGAGUUAAAAGGAUCACAGCGGACAACGGGAUUAUCAAUUGGAUGCAUACUGAGAAUAGAAUAAAAGUUGUAUGAACUAUUAUGAUAUACCUAAAAGCUAAAGCUAUUUCAAGAUUUACUUUGGAAUAGCGUUUAUUAAAUUGCARCUCACGAAUUUCUCCAUUUAGUGCAGAUAUUURGUAGCAAUUUAGUAAUUUUGAAAAGCGAAAAUUCAUCUGCUUUCUUCGUGAAGCGCUCAAAAUUAUUUUAUAGUGGAUAUGACGAUUCACGCUGCACAUAUUAUAGAGUCGAACUGUAUAUAAAAUAGAGCUUGUUAUUAAUAAAAGAGUUUGGUUGAUA
Messenger RNA from Exaiptasia diaphana, 4002 nucleotides. RefSeq names its product tudor domain-containing protein 7. The record is from RefSeq and is a predicted model, not a curated record. Gene Ontology annotation, biological process: spermatogenesis. Lineage: Eukaryota; Metazoa; Cnidaria; Anthozoa; Actiniaria; Aiptasiidae.